UCUAGUUUUCUAACUAGCCUACACCGUUAUCAAGCUAUAAUGUCCAUGUUGUACAGAAGAACACAUAUUUUGAGAGAUGUCAUCCAUCAGCAAAACCAGCUGCAGGAAAACUGGAGGAAAGAAAGAGAAAUGAAGGGAAAUGAGAAAGCCAGAACUCAAGUUCCCGAGUCCAGCAGUGUGGGAGAAGAUCGAGCCAUCCUACUUGGUUUUACCAUGAUGAUCUUCUCCAUCCUCAUGUACUUUCUGGUGGGAAUCGCAAUGGUGAAACCAUGUCUUAACAGCAUUGAUUGGACCGACUCCAACUGCACAUUGAUCCAGGCUGAUUUUCUGACUGAAGUGAUGGACUGCCGUGGCAUUAUAAGCUUUAAAUGUCUGCACGUUCUGGUCACCGUCACGGAUCUUGAAAAAACAGUUCAACUUCACUAUAAUGAAGAGGCUAUGAAAUUCAACCCAAAGUGUUUCUACACACCAAAAUGCCAUAAAAACAAAACGGAACAAGAGACUGAGGCUAAUAGCAUCCAAAGUACGUUGUUAAGUUAUCAGGGGGAAAGCAUAAAAUGCUAUCUCAGUGUUAAAUUCCCGGAUGUCGCCCUCUUGAGGAGCAAAUACUCAGUGCAAAUGGCCUUGUAUUACCUGUUGUGGCCCAGCCUCAUGUUUUUUACUGGUAUUCUCUUAGUGGGGCUGGUAAAGUUCAACCAAUGCCUGGCUCACCUCUGUACUGAGAUAAGUCGAGAUGAGAUACUUGGUAAACAGAGUAAACUCAGAGAGGGUGGGAUCUACAGGAUGUUAAGGUGCAAGCCUGGAGGCAUCAAGGAGCGGAAUGACUCUAGUUAG
Messenger RNA from Triplophysa dalaica, 834 nucleotides. RefSeq names its product potassium calcium-activated channel subfamily M regulatory beta subunit 3 (gene kcnmb3). The record is from RefSeq and is a predicted model, not a curated record. Gene Ontology annotation, biological process: potassium ion transport; detection of calcium ion. The transcript has 4 exons. NCBI's taxonomy places the organism in Eukaryota, Metazoa, Chordata, Actinopteri, Cypriniformes, Nemacheilidae. Gene Ontology annotation, molecular function: potassium channel regulator activity; calcium-activated potassium channel activity. The coding region runs from base 40 to 834 and encodes 264 amino acids. Gene Ontology annotation, cellular component: voltage-gated potassium channel complex; membrane.